AUGGACCUCCGGACAGGACAGCAUGGACACGUGCACCUAUGUUUGAGGGAGUUUUGUAUAGAGAAAUACGGCAGGGAACAAUGGGACAAAGUAUUGAAGGAAGCCGACCUCGACGAUGAUAACGACUUCAUGUUGUUUCAUUACUACAAAGAUGCCAACACAUUCAAAUUGGUCGGCGCAAUCCAAGCUGUAGUGGGUAUCGAGUUGCCUCAGCUAUUGGAAUCAUACGGCCGCCAUUUUUACACGUACGCCUAUUCCCGUGGUUACGACCGUAUGAUGAAGACUUUAGGACGAGACUUCUUCUCCUUCGUACAGAACCUCGAUCUGCUCCAUUCAUUGUUGGCACUCACAUACAAGGGCAUGCGCCCACCACAGUUCCGGUGUGAGAGGAAGAACAACAAACUGUUGGUACACGUAUACACAGUGAGACCGGCUAUGUAUCCAGUCGCAGUGGGUACAUUAAAGGAAGUUGCUAAGCAACUUUUUGAUACAGAGAUUGAAAUGGAGCUUGUCGAAAGACUUACAGGCGAAAUAUUUGAAUCCAAAUUUUGCGAACAUGUGAUUUUCGACGUGAAAGUCAUUGGCGUAGAUCGAGGAAUGGGUAUUGAUGUUUCAAAAACUCGGAACUGCAGCGUGGUGUUGGAUAAAGGGAUCAAACCGGACGAUCUGGACAGAUACAUGGACAAUCAGAUGGUCAGUCUUCCCCGCCGUAGUUUACAUCUGGCUAUCCCAUACAGUGUCAUCUUUAACGACAAAAUGCACAUUCUCGGGGCUGGCUUACACUUGAAAACUCUGUGCUCAGACCUAGAAAAGGCUAACAUUAAAUUUAACGAUGUGUUCGAGAUCAAAGAACCCAGUGUUACCCUAUCAUUUAAAAACAUAAUGAAUUGUUCCAACACGUAUAUGUACUUUUUCCUGCAAAUGAAGCCGAGGAAAGGCAAAAACAAUAUUGAAGAGGAAUGCCCGUUACUCCGAGGUCACAUGGUUCCUUUGGAGAACCGGAAGCACAUUGCUUUCCUAGGCAGUCCAUUCUUUGAGAGCAUCGGUGACCUGUUGGCGUCCACGUGCUACCUCAACAACAUCCCACAAGAUCAAAUCACCAUGGAGAUCAUGUUUAUGAACGAACAGCGGAGAGCUGACGUGGAAAUGAGUAAGAAACUAGACGAGACGACUGCAACAAUGAAAAAGCUAGCAAGUGCUCUAGAACAGGAAAAGAAAAAGACCGACACCCUGUUGUAUGAGAUGUUACCCGUCAAGGUGGCAAAUCAGUUAAGGAAUGGCGAGGUGGUAUCGGCAGAGAAGCACGAAUGUGUUACCAUCCUAUUCAGCGAUAUUGUGACGUUUACCAACAUGGCUGCCAACUGUGAACCUAUUCAAAUCGUCGCCUUGUUAAAUGACCUUUUUAUGGGAUUUGACAACUUGUCGACCGAAUAUGAUGUUUAUAAGGUUGAAACAAUCGGCGACGCAUACAUGGUGGUAUCGGGAGUUCCGGAAUCUAUCGCUGAUCAUGCGCAGAGGAUUGCUACCAUGGGUUUAGGAAUGAUAGCGGAAACUAAGCGUGUAAUUUCCCCUGUUACAGGCAAUCCAAUCCAGAUACGAGUGGGGAUCCACACAGGCCCGGUGGUGUCGGGAGUAGUCGGGUCGAGGAUGCCGCGUUAUUGCCUGUUUGGGGAUACGGUUAACACCGCAUCGCGCAUGGAGAGUCACGGAGUUCCUGGCCGUGUUCACAUCAGUGGUUCUACAUAUCAAAAACUUAUCGGUACGGAAUAUGAACUUGAGCCCAGAGGACAAGUAGAAAUCAAAGGCAAAGGUUUAAUGAACACGUACUUCAUCAAUGGCAAGUCAAACGACGUAAAGGCGUCCCAAAUACCAAAAGUCAGCAAAGUGCAGAAUACAGACGGGGAAAAGGAAUCCCAAAUACCAGAAGUCAUCAAAGUCCUGAAUACAGACGACGUCAAGGCUUGUGCGAAUACCGCGCCUCUUCAAGAUGACAAGGUUACAAAUGAAAACACUAUCACGAAUGAUCAAAACACACCGCCAUCAACGAGUAACACAAGCGAUAAUGCAGAUGAUAGGAGAAAGGUGGGUCAAAGCUCGCUGUGUCUGAUAUUGUAGGAUAACAGUAUCUGGAUGUACGUAUGGGUAUACAGUCAAAUCUACAUCGGCUUGUCUGAGUGUGCGCGUAGUCAAAGCUUACUGAGCCGUCUUACUUCCAGUUGGACAAAGUUGUUUGUUGAGGAAAUAAAGACGGGCCUACUGGUCUUAUGUUGCGUUCAGACGAGUUUCGACAAAGAAUUUCAAUGCGUUAUCGUCGAUAUAUUCCGUCAAGAUUUAUGCCUGAAAUAUUACAUUAAAAUUGACGAACCGACUUAUCCGUAUACACAAACAGGACCCUGUGUACCAGGUAUACAAGCUCAAGACCUCCGUUUCUCAUCUGAGCUGAUCCUUGGUUCACCAAACAAUUAGUAAACAUUGCCCUGAUCUUUGGAUAAGGUGGUUUACUUCAUUUCAAUAUGAUAUUGUGCCCAUCGUCGUAAACUCAAGAGACUGUUUAAAAAAAGAAGAAAAUUUCAUUUGUAUCAACUAAAUAGCAGAUAUUUGUUGUUUG
Molecule: messenger RNA, 2608 nt
Organism: Pecten maximus
Lineage: Eukaryota; Metazoa; Mollusca; Bivalvia; Pectinida; Pectinidae
Product: guanylate cyclase soluble subunit beta-2-like
Exons: 12
Coding region: 1-2115 (704 amino acids)
Biological process (GO): cGMP biosynthetic process; response to oxygen levels
Cellular component (GO): guanylate cyclase complex, soluble
Molecular function (GO): heme binding; guanylate cyclase activity
Source: RefSeq, a predicted model, not a curated record